Molecule: messenger RNA, 564 nt
Organism: Oryza sativa Japonica Group (Japanese rice)
Lineage: Eukaryota; Viridiplantae; Streptophyta; Magnoliopsida; Poales; Poaceae
Source: RefSeq, a predicted model, not a curated record
AUGGGGGCAAUAGAACUUAGCACAAGUGCUCAUGAUAAGGCAACCCUGCUAGCAAACAGGAGCCUAUGCUGGUUGCGUUUGUCAACCGGCAUUGGGGCUAUUGCUGAUGCUAACAUGUGCAGAAUGUUGCGGCCCAGUUGGCCCAAAGCAUGCUAUCGACAAGGGGCAGCUUUCAUGUUUAUAAAGGACUAUGGAAAAGCUUGUGAAGCUUUUGCAGAUGGCUUGAAGUUGGACCCUGCAAAUGAAGAUAUAAAGAAAGCUUUAAGGGAUGCCGAGGAGGCCAUGAAGAAAGACAAAAUGGAGCGCAGAGGUUGAGUUCAGCCUUAUGUUGAGCCUCUAUUUUGUUGCUAGCUAAGUUCGUCCUUCAUCAGCAACCCAGGACAUUUUGGCCGCCAACGGACAAGCUUGUGCUCUUGCAAGCUUCAGAUGGCAACUCGUGUUAAUCGUGGUCGAAUUAACAAGCUCCAAUUGCACUCUUCACAUUUCGUAGUAUGUUCUCUGUCUAGAGACUAGAGAGUUUAAAUGUUAACUAUAUAUGUGGAAACUAUUUCAUGGUUUGUGGAA